CUUGGUGAUAACGUAGGCAGUUCUGUGGCGCGGAUGGCGCUGUGACGUGGCUGGUGGCGGAAGCAAUGUUGCGACAGGACAGUAAUGAUGAUACGGAAGACGUGUCACUCUUCGAUGCUGAUGAUGAAAUGCCCAGGAGGCCCAAGAAAUCAAAAAUUAAACAUCCAAUAGCCUCCUUUUUCCAUUUGUUCUUCCGGGUCAGUGCAGUGAUAGUCUAUUUACUCUGCGAAUUGUUCAGCAACAGUUACAUUGCCUGUGUGGUGACGAUCAUCCUUCUUCUGUCAUGUGACUUCUGGGCAGUGAAGAAUGUCACAGGGAGGCUGAUGGUUGGCCUCCGUUGGUGGAACCAGGUUGAUGAUGAUGGCAAGAGCCACUGGGUGUUUGAAGCCAGGAAGGCAUCUCCUCCAAGAAAGAAAGUCACAUCAGAAGCAGAGUCCAGAAUCUUCUGGUUAGGUCUGAUCACAUGUCCUUUGCUCUGGGUCAUCUUUGCUUUCAGCGCCCUGUUUUCCUUCAGAGUGAAGUGGCUGGCCGUAGUGAUCCUGGGUGUGACUUUACAAGGAGCUAAUCUUUAUGGCUAUAUCCGGUGCAAAGUGGGCAGCAGAAAGAAUUUGACCAGCUUGGCGACAUCCUAUCUAGGCAAGCAGUUCUUGCAGCAGACUGUGGCCAAAGAAGAGCAGACUGUAUCUUGAAGAUCACAAAGUCCUCCAUUUUUGUUUUGGUUUCUUCUAGAGAAUGGGAAAUAUUUCCUUGGCCUCUGAACCAGAGAUUUAUAACUUAUGUGUGGGUUUUUGUAAUUAAAUAAUCACAUAGAAGCGCAGGUUACUGCUUGUUCCUUUCAAGUCUUAUUUUGAAAGCCCCUACUGUAACCUAUUUAGGUGCAGAACUCUUUCGACCAGAUGGCUCCCGUUAGGCCAGUAAGAUUAUUUGAUAGUGGCUGUUCAUGCUACAACAUUAAGGAAGACAACUGUUCCCUUUUGUAUAGCUGUGGCAUUAUACCCCAGAGUCCCAGGACUAUGGAUGGGAUGGAGAUGAAACUUUGAAAAACUUCAGCUGAAGGGCUAGAAACCGAAAUGAGGCUUUGUAAGGCUUCCAGGUCUACAGUUGGAAUGGAAGGACCCAGAUAUUUCUAACUUGCACAAUGGACUCCGCACAAAGACGUUUUCUCUCCUGUUUGCAAGACCUGCUAUUUUGUAAUGUGGUUCCCCCUCCCUGCAUUUUCUAUGGCAUGGUUCUAAUCCCCCCAUACUCACCCUUCUUUAAUAAGGUUGUUUAGAAACUUGUUGGGCGCAUUGGAACUUCAGUAUGUUGAGUCAUACUCGGAGGCAGCCAUUUUCUUGGGCUAUCAGUGAAAGUAGAUACCAUGUUUAUCAUGUAAUUUUCUGUAGAAAAUGACAAAUCGUAAUGCAGACUAGUUAAUAACCAUCCCUUAUUGGAGUAUGCUUUUUCCUUGACACUGGAGAGAGUUGACAAGUGUCAUGAUCUAUAAUUUGGCUUAGUAUAUAUGUAUGCAUGACUGGGAGUAUCUUUCCUGCUUCUGUCAUAGAGAGACAAUAAUUGUAAGGUGCUGUUCACACAUGGCCACAGCAUAUACAGUCGACAGACAGUGGAACUCAGGAAUGAGCUUGGCUGUUGUCCAUCUGCGCAUACACAUGUACUUCAUCACACACACAGUUGGAUCCAACCAGCUUUUCUAGUGGAAAAAGGAAGGAAGCAUCACUUUUGACUAACCAAAUAGGCUAAAGUGAGAAUAAUGGGACCUGCAUGAACAAUAGUCAUGUGAGAUGAGAGAUGUGGUAUGGAUGGGAAUUGGGUGAGACAGAGGGGGAAAGGCUGGCUGGAUCCAACCCACAGACUGUUUUAUGUGAACACAUGCUUUGUCAUACAUACAGACACCUGCUCUGCCUAUGUGAUCCUCCAUCCCUCUUUUGUGUGGAUGGGUGCUAUGGGUAGGGUAUAGUUCAAUCCAUAUUUACCUAUGUAGGCUUUGUUUUGUACAGGACACUAUGCACAUGUAGAAGUGCACGUCUGCCUAAAGCAUAAUUUUAUGCCACACCAUGCUUAGAAUGAGCAAAGGUUCUAUCAGAACAGGCCCUAAGAUGCUACUGUAGUGCACAGAACUGUUUCAAAGAGAAGUUUUAAACUUCAGAGGCUGGUGAGUACCAUUGUCAGCCGGAGAGAGUCAUGUGAAGGAGCAAGAGCAUCAUGCACUAGUCUUAUAUAUAUUCAGCCCCGAUUGGGAUUUCAGCACAUCAUCCUGAAAAAUAGCAUCCCCCCCCCCCUUCUGCUGCCACAGUCAGCAAAGAGUUGCUUGGUGAACUAGUCCUUAGCUGACUUGCACUGUGGCUGGCAGGGCUGCUUUCAUACUCUGUGUUAAAUUGAUUGGUGUUAAUACUUGGAGGACACAGUCCUGUUACCAAACUCUGGAUUUAUGUAUAAACAACUUCCGUGUGUUUAAAUGGAGUUUAGGAGAACUGUAUUUAAUUACCAUAAAAAGGUGGCAGAGAAGCUCUAAUUGUAAAGAUGAGUUAACAAAAUGUUGCCUAAUGAUGGCUGACCUUUUAUGUAGAAAAGAAGAAUUUGUUCAUAGCUGGCAAGCUUCAGUAGGAGGGAUGGUUGAUCAUUUACAUUUGUGUUUGGAUACCUGAAUAAUGGAAAGCCAGAGUUUUCCUCUUGGUGGAUACUAAAACUAUGUAUUCAAGCUGUGAAUAUCUCUGCUCUGCAUUAUGCAUGUUUGUGAAAUCCCUCAAAUUAAGAUGUUUUUCAGGGAAAUAUAUUUUUUUAGAGUUUGUGUCAUGGAAUCUUUUGAUUGCCCUGCAGGCACUGUUUGUCUGCAGUGAUGCAGAGUUUCUCUUGUACUAAUUAACAAAUCCUGUUUUUAACAACAUCUCCUAUCGUCCUUGUUCUUCGUCUAUAUGGUUUGUCUUUG
Gekko japonicus is the source of this 2926-nucleotide messenger RNA. Its product is annotated as Golgi apparatus membrane protein TVP23 homolog B-like. NCBI's taxonomy places the organism in Eukaryota, Metazoa, Chordata, Lepidosauria, Squamata, Gekkonidae. The record is from RefSeq and is a predicted model, not a curated record. Bases 66 to 689 code for a protein of 207 amino acids. Gene Ontology annotation, biological process: protein secretion; vesicle-mediated transport. Gene Ontology annotation, cellular component: Golgi membrane. The transcript has 7 exons.